UACGUUAAAGUUUAGUUAAAGUUCCAAUUUAGAGGGGUCUCUUCUCAACCGACCGUUAGAUGGCACUGGGCAAACCCUAUUAAUCUUUAAUAAUAAUCCCUGGCAGUUAAAUUAUUAUUAGUCUCGAAGUCUUCGCGGCUACGAACCGUUUCUGCUUGGCGAUUGAAUUGAGGUUAAUUCAAGUGGUGUAAUUCGCAGUGUAAUUCGACGCGCGAAAAGAUGAUAAAAUCUAUUUUCGCGGGCUGCGGAAGGCACCGUCGCUGUUUGAGGUCGGCGCUGUAAUUUCGGUCACAACGGAGAUGGGAUUCGCAACCGUGCGAUACACGUGUGACACACAAACGAAAUGCCGGCUAUCGCGCGUUGCUCCGUAUCGUUGCUUUAUCUCGGUGCGCUCCAUUUGGCAUACGGCAGUGGUGCGAGCGAACCUUCAUGGAAAAUGCCCGAGAUUGAGGCCAAUGUCACCAGCGACGAUGUCACGGAAACGCAUCAGGCGAGCUGCAAGAUCGCGACGGAGGAAAUGGUCGCGGACGCGCGUGCUACCGUCACGAGGGUGCUCACUGGAGCUUGCAAGGCGGAAACGAUGAACGAAAAGUUCGCGAGCCUGGAGGAGAAGUUGACGAGGGAAUUCGCGGACAUGAAGUGGCUGCUUUACAGCGUCCUGGAGCAGUGUCCGGAUCAGUUGAAAAAUAUUCGGGAUGCUGUUUACGACGCCGAGACGCCCGACGAUUAUCCGUCUCCGCGACAGGACGAGAUAGACCGAUUCAACAACAGCCUGCAGAGCUUGUCGACGACGAGCGGUUCGACGAGCGUGUUCAUCUAUUAUUGGCAGGUGGAGAACUUCGACGGGAUGCUGGCGAGCUGGCCGACCGGUCGCUCGGUGCGCAGCCCUACCUUCCACGCCGGUCCAAGCGGCUACACCUUGUACCUGAGAGUCACGCCCAAAUAUUUCCCCGACGGUACGAUCUUCGUGGGUGUCGGAUUGACUCGCGGCCCUUACGACUUCGUUCUCGCGUGGCCGUUCCCAUUUAGGAUCCGUCUCGAGGUUUUAGAUCACUCGCCGAGAGAUAUGCGCGAGGACCGGCGAUCUCGUGUCUGGGAUCCGGCUACGCUCUGCACGGAACAUUUUUGGGGCCGGCCCCCGUUAACGGGGAAGCCUGACAAUCCAGAGUGCGUCGGAUUGAGUAUCCCCAGACGUGUCGUUCGAUCGAAACUACCGUCAGCGGUGUCUCAGCGACACUCCAGAUAUACCAGAUACACGUGGAACGGAGGUAUGCUGAUCAAACUUAUCGUUUACCUAUAAACUAUAUAAGAUAAAUAUAAAUAUAGUCAUCAAGUAAGAAUGUUUGUUACACAUAAUUGUACUCUUGCUAUAUUAUAUAUCACGACGAAAACAAAUAUACGCUUCUUAAUAUAUUUUCUUACUGCUUGUAAUAUUAUACGUGGAGUGAAAGAAA
Molecule: messenger RNA, 1454 nt
Organism: Dinoponera quadriceps
Lineage: Eukaryota; Metazoa; Arthropoda; Insecta; Hymenoptera; Formicidae
Product: TNF receptor-associated factor 6-like
Exons: 6
Coding region: 344-1300 (318 amino acids)
Molecular function (GO): protein binding
Source: RefSeq, a predicted model, not a curated record